Folsomia candida is the source of this 675-nucleotide messenger RNA. RefSeq lists its product as uncharacterized. NCBI's taxonomy places the organism in Eukaryota, Metazoa, Arthropoda, Collembola, Entomobryomorpha, Isotomidae. Gene Ontology annotation, cellular component: extracellular region. Bases 1 to 675 code for a protein of 224 amino acids. The transcript has 3 exons. The record is from RefSeq and is a predicted model, not a curated record. Gene Ontology annotation, molecular function: chitin binding.
AUGUCACAAUUAAUAGGAUUAAUUAUUACAACAAUACUACUCCUGGUGCAACCUGGCCUUGCUGUGAAUCCUUUGAGUCUCGCAGUUUUUGGGGGGGAAGAAAGAGUGGCAGGGAUGCAGUCGAAGGUUGGCAGUGGGGGGGUGUACAUUUUUGGGGUGGUGCUAGUCUUGGUGGGAAUCAGGGUGGCGGUCGUGCUGGGGGGGAAGACACCGCUCCCCCCGCCGGAGGAUGACCCUCCAUCCGCCGUGGGAGUAGGAGGAGGAAGUAAUAGUUCGGGUGGGGGGAAGGAUGAGGAUGAACUGAGGGGACUGAAAGGUCAGGCGAAUAUUCUCUUGUCGUUGCAAAAGGGCAGCGCCAAGUGUGCGGUGCAAGGGUCGUACGGGAUUAAGGAGGAGUGCUCGAAAUAUAUCGAGUGUAGGAAGAAAGGGACCAUCCCUGCUACAAAGUAUUGCCCCUCUGGUAAAUUUUUCGACCAUUUUAAACGAGUUUGUAUGCAGUCGAGUAACGCGGAAUGUAGAAGUGACAUUUGUCCCAGUGACGGAGCAGUUCUGGCAGAUCCGAAAGAUGACGAAGCGUAUCUUAAAUGCGAGAGAGGCGUUCCAAUGCCGUACCAGUGUCCGGAGGAUCAAGAAUUUUCAGCAAAGGCGAAAAAAUGUGUGCCGGCUGGGAAUUAA